UUUGUUCUCUCGCGAUGCCUCCCCCAGUGCGACUUUGGGAAAGCCCUGAAAGAGAGAGAGAAGGAAAGCGGGUAGUGUUGGUGGUUGGUGUUGGUUGCAGAAACCUAAUGGCCUACGGACGCUUCCUUGCCCGCUCCCUUCUUUCGGCGUCGGGGUCUCCGAGUGCGCAGGCGCCGCGACGCGUACGUCAUCCCGCCAGCGCACUCUGUUGGGAGGAGGAGAAGAAGGUGGCGACAGUAGUAGAGCCAGGAGCGCGCGAGAGCGAGGGAAAGAGAGCGGGGAGGAAUGCGCAUGCGCAGAAUGCGCAGAGGCGACCUCUGUCUGUGCAGCAGCAGCAGCAGCAGCAGAGGCACGGAGGGUUCAGCGCGGUCUCGCGACGCCCCUUUUUUCCAGCGCUCGCUUGGUCUGUGCAGGAGCUGCGCGCGCAACCACCUCCUCCUCCUUCCAUUUUGUGUCCCCGCCUUCUGUCAGCGGAGGGGGGCGUCAGUGCGCAGGCGCGCUGGGCCUCCCUGUUCACCUCAGUAGCCGCCGCCGCCGCCGCCGCCUCCUCCUCCUCCUCCUCCUCCUCCACCAAAACCACCACAGCCUCGCCCUCCUCUUCUUUUUCUUCCUCCUCCUCUCUUUCUCCUUCUAAUCCUUCCUCCCUCCAUCUCGCUGCCGCUGCCAUGCCGGAGAAGCGGCCCUUCGAGCGUCUCCCGGCCGAGGUGCGCCCCAUCAAUUACGGACUCUGCCUCAAGCCCGACCUGAUCGACUUCACCUUCGAGGGGAAGCUCGAGGCCGCCGUGGAGGUGAAGCAUGCGACCAACCAGAUUGUGAUGAACUGUGCAGACAUAGACAUUAUUACAGCUUCCUAUGCACCAGAGGGAGAUGAAGAAAUCCACGCUACAGGAUUCAACUACCAGAACGAAGAUGAGAAAGUGACUCUCUCUUUUCCCAGCACGCUGCAAAAAGGGAUGGGAACGUUAAAAAUAGAUUUUGUUGGAGAGCUGAAUGAUAAAAUGAAAGGCUUCUAUCGAAGUAAAUACACCACUCCUUCUGGAGAUACUCGCUUUGCUGCUGUUACCCAGUUUGAGGCUACAGAUGCUCGCAGGGCCUUUCCUUGCUGGGAUGAGCCAGCCAUCAAGGCAACUUUUGAUAUCUCAUUGGUGGUUCCUAAAGACAGAGUAGCUUUGUCAAAUAUGAAUGUCACUGACCGGAGGCCCUACCCUGAUGAUGAAAACCUGGUGGAAGUGAAAUUUGCUCGUACUCCUGUGAUGUCAACGUAUCUCGUUGCUUUUGUGGUUGGAGAAUAUGACUUCGUUGAGACCAGGUCAACUGAUGGUGUGUUAGUCCGUGUUUAUACUCCUGUUGGCAAAGCAGAACAAGGAAAGUUUGCAUUAGAGGUUGCAGCUAAAACUCUGCCUUUUUAUAAGGAUUACUUCAAUGUUCCUUACCCUCUUCCUAAAAUUGAUCUCAUCGCUAUUGCAGACUUUGCAGCUGGUGCCAUGGAGAACUGGGGCCUUGUUACUUAUAGGGAAACUGCACUGCUAAUCGAUCCCAAAAACUCCUGUUCCUCUUCCCGCCAGUGGGUGGCCCUUGUUGUCGGUCAUGAACUUGCUCACCAGUGGUUUGGAAACCUUGUGACUAUGGAAUGGUGGACCCAUCUAUGGCUCAAUGAGGGCUUUGCAUCCUGGAUUGAGUACCUCUGUGUAGACCAUUGCUUUCCAGAAUACGAUAUCUGGACUCAGUUUGUUUCUGCUGACUACACACGGGCGCAGGAGCUUGAUGCCUUAGACAACAGUCAUCCCAUUGAAGUUAAGGUGGGCCAUCCAUCUGAAGUAGAUGAAAUAUUUGAUGCAAUUUCUUACAGCAAGGGAGCAUCAGUAAUCCGAAUGCUACACGACUACAUUGGCGAUGAGGAUUUCCGAAAAGGAAUGCACCUAUAUCUUACCAAGUUCCAACAUAAGAAUGCAGCUACAGAGGACCUUUGGGAGAGCCUGGAACAUGCUAGCGGUAAACCUAUUGCUGCUAUGAUGAAUACAUGGACCAAGCAAAUGGGGUUUCCACUUGUUUAUGUGGAAGCAGAGCAGCAAGAAGAUGACAAAGUGUUGAAGCUAGUCCAGAAGAAAUUCUGUGCCAGCGGACCAUACAGUGGGGAGGAUUACCCUCUCUGGAUGAUUCCCAUCAGCAUCUGUACAAGUGAAGACCCAGCCCAUGCUAAAAUGCAAGUGUUGAUGGACAAGCCUGAGCUCACGUUGGUUUUGAAAGAUGUGAAGCCAGAGCAGUGGGUGAAGUUGAAUCUAGGAACGGUAGGGUUUUACCGUACACAGUACAGUUCUGACAUGCUGGAGAGUUUGCUUCCUGCCAUCCGUGAUCUCUCUUUACCCCCUGUGGACCGGCUGGGGCUACAGAAUGACCUCUUCUCUUUGGCCCGAGCUGGAAUUAUUAGUACUGUAGAGGUUCUAAAAGUCAUGGAAGCAUUUGUGAAUGAGCCCAACUAUACCGUGUGGAGCGACCUGAGCUGUAACCUGGGGAUUCUCUCGACUCUCUUGUCCCACACAGACUUCUAUGAGGAGAUCCAGACAUUCGUCCGUGAUAUCUUUUCACCCAUAGGAGAGAAGCUGGGCUGGGACCCUAAGCCUGGCGAGGGCCAUCUGGAUGCGCUUCUGAGGGGUUUAGUUUUGGGCAAGCUAGGAAAAGCUGGUCAUAAGGCAACACUGGAAGAAGCCCGACGUCGGUUUAAGGACCAUGUAGAAGGAAAGCACAUCCUGUCUGCUGAUCUGAGAAGUCCUGUAUAUGUAACUGUUUUGAAGCAUGGUGACAGUACAACCUUAGAUACUAUGCUAAAGCUCCACAAACAGGCUGAUAUGCAGGAAGAGAAGAACCGAAUAGAGCGUGUACUUGGCGCAAUAUCUCAGCCAGAGUUAAUACAGAAAGUUCUCACUUUUGCACUUUCAGAAGAGGUACGUCCCCAGGAUACAGUAUCUGUCAUUGGUGGAGUGGCUGGAGGCAGUAAGCAGGGCAGAAAAGCUGCCUGGAAGUUUGUCAGAGACAACUGGGAGGAGUUGUAUAAUCGCUACCAGGGGGGCUUUUUAAUAUCCAGGCUAAUAAAGCUGUCAGUGGAUGGAUUUGCAAUUGACAAAAUGGCUGCAGAAGUCAAGGCUUUCUUUGAGAGUCACCCAGCUCCAUCAGCUGAACGCACCAUCCAGCAGUGCUGUGAAAACAUCCUGUUGAACGCUGCAUGGCUGAAGCGUGAUGCUGAAAAUGUCCAUCAGUACCUCCUGCAGCGCAAGGCCUCACCAACUGCUGUGUGAGCCUACUUUCACCCAUCUUGGACAUCCCAACUGCUGUGGCCCAACUGCCUCGGUGCGAGGAUGAGGAGCUGCUAUCCAACAGCUGAAUAAUACGCCAAGGAAAUUGGAGUCUUUUCUCAAACCAAUGGGGAUUGGACAAUGAAUGUAGUUAACUGGUUCCUGCUCACACUCCAGAAUUAAAUUCUAUUAAAAAUUAUCAACAAUUCAGCAAAAAACAAAAACAAAACCAACCACCCUGUAAAUAUAAUAGUAAUAAAAUAGAGCAUAACAAAACUGUGAAACUUCCUUAAGCCUUUGUCAGUGGUCAAAAUAUUUAACACCCCCUUCCUUACACUUACUGAUAAAUGAUUUUUUAACCAUCCCUCUCCCUUUUUCUAAAAAAAUUAAAGAAGCAGCAAGGAAAUCAGAGGUUUCUAAGGAAGUUAAAAUAUAUGGCAGGUUGAAGGCAGGAAUGGGUUAACGCCUCUGAGCACGCCAGAGAGCACACUAAAAGAUGGCAAAAAACACGUAUUGUUGUGUGGAAUGGUUCAGUUGUGAAAGACAGCUUGGCAUAACCUAAUGUGUAUUACUGAGUCGGGGGUUUCUGGGAGACAUCCUGCAAUCUUGGUUCAAAUUUGAACACUUGUAAGAAUCCUGUCCUUCCCAAUCCCUCAUCUCAUUAUCUCUUGGGAGGGGAGAAAUAAAAUGUUCUGUCUUUCUCCCUCAACUUUUGGGUUUCAUUUGCUGGUGUCCUUCUUAGAGGUUACAAAAUCUUAUGGAAACAUCUUUCUCAGCCACAUUGAAAGAAUUCACACCAUCCUUUUCUAUCUUUCUUUAAAUUAUACCCCACCAUUGCAUGCAAGUAACAUAUAGUACUGUGACUGGAUUCUUCUGGGCCACUGUAAGGACUGGCCCCUUUAAGCAUAACACUGUAGUUUGACUAAAAGACUCGCUCAGUUUAAAAACCAAAACACUGCCCUAAACUUCUUGUGACUGCAGCUUUCCAUUCCCCUUUCUUUGGUGAUGUUUGGUAAUUUGAUUCAGAAGCCUUAAAACUUGUAUUAGCUGGCAUGAUGAUGAAAUUCUAAGUUGUGUGCCAUCAGUUGCUUACCAGACUAGCAUGUUCCUGCUAACCAGAUUUCAAACAUGACACCACUCCUCCCACAAAUGUUUACAGUUCCCUUUUUUAAAAUACCCUUUUUAAAAAGGAAUUCAUAUUUGGUGUGGCUUUAACUGUUAUUUGAGAAGGUCAUCAGAUCCUAGCUGUCAAACUGCUUCCCUGGAAACAUAUUUUGUGCUAUUGUUUUAAAAGAAAAACAAAAGGAAAAAAAUUAAAACUAGUUGGCGUUAAUAAAAAGGAAAGUCAAUGUGAAA
Sceloporus undulatus (fence lizard) is the source of this 4646-nucleotide messenger RNA. It is a transcript of the gene NPEPPS, whose product is annotated as aminopeptidase puromycin sensitive. Gene Ontology annotation, cellular component: cytoplasm. Bases 15 to 3293 code for a protein of 1092 amino acids. Gene Ontology annotation, molecular function: metalloaminopeptidase activity; zinc ion binding; peptide binding. Lineage: Eukaryota; Metazoa; Chordata; Lepidosauria; Squamata; Phrynosomatidae. The record is from RefSeq and is a predicted model, not a curated record. Gene Ontology annotation, biological process: proteolysis; peptide catabolic process. The transcript has 23 exons.